GCUGUCAGUAGGAAAUGCUGGCGGUUCCUGCUGGACGGACCGACGAUUCUCUUGAAGCUCGCUCCAGUUUGACAAUGAACGUAACCUCCUGAGUCGCCUGUGCGGAUUUAUAUGUUUGAAGCAGAAGGAUAAGGAAGGGGGGCGUCAAACCCUCAUCCAGUUAGCGGCUCGGCUAACUGAUACACUCAUGCUAAUAAGCUAAGAGUUAGCUCGCGGGCUAACUCCGACUUCAGGACUCUCUCUCAUCCCGAGAAGCGACUCCCUCUCCGGGGUUUCCUCGUCGUCCACACCUCGUAGGAGUCUGCGGGACCGGAGCUGUGGCGGGGGGACGCGCGCUCAGAAACCCCCUGGCUCACCAGGCGGACGCGUCGCUGUGACUCGCCGGUUGUGGGUGCACAAUGGCUGAACUCUCAACCCUGUCCCCCUCUCCUCCGGCGCUUGGCGACCACCAUAAUGCCCCAUCCAUCUCCUCAGUUGUGCCACAGUCCACUGGGGAUGCGCCUGCGUCUCUCUCCAAUGAGUCUGCUCUGACUGGAAAUGCGGUUCACUCAGGAGGUCCUGCCUCCAUUCCUCAACCGCCCUUGAGCCCCUCAAAGCUGCCUGCUGACCCUCCGUCAGAGCAGAAAGCUGCACCACGAAGAGAGGCGCCAACUGGAGCUACUGCAGAGCCCAUGAUUGAGAAUCGGGAAAUGGAGCACUCAAGUGAACCUGCCGCUCAGAUUGAAGCCAAACAGUCAUCUCCUUCUCCUGAUCCGAAUCCUGGUCCUAUUCUGUACCCCGAUGUUCAUGUCACGCAUAAUUCAACUCCUGCAAUGGAGGAAUCAUCAUCAUCAUCAUGUCAUCUCCCUCACACACCAGCUCCUUCGGAGUCAUCGGGAGAGAAACCUCAGCCGCCUCAACAAGCACAAAGCACACAAGCGCCGCCUUCAUCGCCACACAAACCUCAAAAUACAGUCGAGGGAAAGAAGGACGAACUACCCAGCACUCCCAUCAAGGUGGACCCACCAAGUCCGAGUGUUCCACUCAUCCAAGAACCGCUUCCUGCUCCCUCAGAGCACAACGCCCAGCCGGCACCCGACUCCCUGAGCUACCUGGAAUCUGCAAGUCUCCUGUCCGGAACGUUGGAGUCACUUACUGGCCUGGGGGAGGACGGAAGCUCGGUGGGAUCGGACUCAGAGAUCAAUGGCCCGUCAUUCAGGCGCACGGACAAGUAUGGCUUUUUGGGAGGAAGUCAGUACAGCGAAGGCAGUGAGAGGGAAAUUCGAGUGGAGGUGGCCAGACAGCGAGAGCUGAAGUGGCUGGACAUGUUUAACAACUGGGAUAAAUGGAUGAAGCAUCGCUUCCAGAAGGUGAAGAUGCGCUGCCGAAAGGGCAUCCCGUCAUCGCUGAGGUCCAGAGCCUGGCAGCUCCUCUCCAACAGCCACGAGCUGCUGGAGGCCAACAGGGGCAAGUUUGAGGAGCUGGUGAGAGAACCUGGAGAAGCCAAGUGGCUGGACAUCAUAGAAAAAGACCUGCACCGGCAGUUUCCUUUCCACGAGAUGUUCGUCAAUCGUGGUGGACACGGGCAGGAGGACCUGUGUCGGAUCCUGAAGGCCUACACCAUCUACCGGCCAGACGAGGGCUACUGUCAGGCACAGGCUCCGGUGGCUGCAGUCCUGCUCAUGCACAUGCCUGCCGAGCAAGCCUUCUGGUGCCUGGUCCAAAUCUGUGAGAAGUUCUUGCCUGGAUACUACAGCGCUGGACUGGAAGCGAUCCAGUUGGACGGUGAGAUCUUCUUCUCCCUGCUGAGGCGCACGUGCCCCAUGGCCUACAAUCACCUGAAGAAGUACAAGAUCGACCCGAUCCUCUACAUGACCGAGUGGUUCAUGUGCAUCUUCUCCCGCACCCUCCCGUGGGCCUCCGUGCUGAGAGUGUGGGACAUGUUCUUCUGCGAAGGAGUGAAGAUUGUGUUCCGGGUGGGUCUGGUCCUGCUGAAGCAGAUGCUGGGCUCUGCGGAUAAGCGUCAGGAGCUGCAGGGAAUGUACGAAACCAUGGAGCGGCUACGGAGCAUCUCCCCAGAUUCCAUCAGGGAAGACUCGUUGGUGCAGGAGAUCGUCUUGCUGCCAGUGACUGAGGCGCUGAUCGACCGCGAGUGCAACAUCCAGGUGAGGAAGUGGAGGGAGUCCCGGGGGGAGCUGACCCACCAGCCCGGCCGCCGCCGGCACGGUGCCCGAGCUAUUUUUGAGGAGAAGCGCAGGGCAGCGUCGAUAAGCUCAGGCGGUAGCUUCUCCUUCCUGGCCACCUCCACCCCUCCACCCGGCCCUCUCCGGGCCUCCUCCAGCUUGCUGUCGCUGCCAGGGUUCCGCAGGUCCAGGAAUCCCUUCCAGACCAAGAAGGGUUCCUUUUCUGGACCCUCUGGAAUAGAAGCACACCCCCCUCAGUCGCCCCCUACUGUCAAGCAUAGUCCAGGCCGAGUCAGUAACAAGCCCCCCAUCCCUCCUGGGGCGGGGCAGAAGCAGGUACAGAGCCCGUUAGCUGGGAACGCGGCAGAAGCACAACAAGCUCCAGUGCAAACCACUCAGUCCCCCUCGACAGAAACCUCAGCGCCCCCCAGCACUCUUUCCCCGUCCCCUCUCGUCGUCUCGGAGCAGAUCAUGCCGGCCAUCCCCUCGCCCACCGCCAACAACACUCCCCUGCCACCGCUACCUGACGCCAAGAACCAAGCUGCAGCAGUGGAGGUGGCAGCUGCAGCAGCGGCAGCAGCGGCAGCAGAGCCUCCGUCUGCGGAGGAGGAAGGAAAGAAGAAGAAGAAAAGCAAGGAUGAGAAGAAAAAGGAGAAGGAGGAUGAAAAGAAGAAGCUGAAGGAGAAGAAGGAAAAAGAGAAGGCUGAGAAGUUGGAGAAGGAGAGGCUGAAGAAGGAGAAGGAGCGUCAGGAGAAGAAGAAGGGCAACAGGAAGAAGGACAAAGGGGCAGGAGACAUGGAGGAGAAAAACGGAGCCGCAGCGCCGAAAGACUCGGCCUAGUUUCCCCCUGCAAACGGGUCAGGGGAACAAAGACGCCCAGACACAGUGUUGGCUUCACGUUGAACGUCGAUGACCCGGAACCAUCACGGAAGCACCUCGGGCUUUUUCCGCGCCUCAGCUGUCGGUUUAUUUUUAUUCCUUCACCAACUGGAGCACAGACGGUGGAUCUGAAACGCAGAAACACGUUUAAGUUCUUCUUUUUUUAAAUCAUCUGUUUUAUGGUUUUAAAUCCGAUGAAGCUGGGAGGGCGGGGCUCCUGGUGCCAUAGACACGUGUAAAUAUAAACAAGUGGAACCCUG
Synchiropus splendidus (mandarinfish) is the source of this 3301-nucleotide messenger RNA. Its product is annotated as TBC1 domain family member 10A-like. NCBI's taxonomy places the organism in Eukaryota, Metazoa, Chordata, Actinopteri, Syngnathiformes, Callionymidae. The record is from RefSeq and is a predicted model, not a curated record. The transcript is spliced from 10 exons. The coding region runs from base 399 to 3002 and encodes 867 amino acids.